Molecule: messenger RNA, 11561 nt
Organism: Dromaius novaehollandiae (emu)
Lineage: Eukaryota; Metazoa; Chordata; Aves; Casuariiformes; Dromaiidae
Gene: PTAR1
Product: protein prenyltransferase alpha subunit repeat containing 1
Exons: 7
Coding region: 138-1445 (435 amino acids)
Biological process (GO): protein prenylation
Cellular component (GO): cytoplasm
Molecular function (GO): protein prenyltransferase activity
Source: RefSeq, a predicted model, not a curated record
CGCCCCCCGCGGCACCGGGGCGCCUCCGCCGGCGCCGCGCGCGCGUCUGGUUGCUCCGCGGGGCCGCUGACCCGGAAGCGCUCUGCCCCGCCCCGCCUCGCUCGGCGGCGGCGGCGCGGCGCGGCGCGGCGCGGAAGAUGGCCGAGUCCCCCGAGGAGGUGGCGGUGCUGGUGCAGCGGGUGGUGAAGGACAUCCGCAACGCCUUCAAGCGCAACCCCCACAUAGAUGAAAUUGGAUUAAUACCCUGCCCUGAAGCCAGGUAUAACCGGAGCCCUAUAGUCCUGGUGGAAAACAAGCUUGGUGUGGAGAGCUGGUGUGUCAAGUUUCUUUUGCCAUAUGUCCACAAUAAACUUCUCCUCUACAGACAAAGAAAACAAUGGCUGAACAAGGAUGAACUGAUAGAUAUCACAUGUACGCUGCUGCUACUGAACCCAGAUUUCACCACUGCUUGGAAUGUAAGGAAAGAAUUAAUACUGUCUGGCACUUUAAAUCCACUUAAAGAUUUGCAUCUUGGAAAACUGGCGUUAACCAAGUUUCCAAAGAGUCCAGAAACGUGGAUUCAUAGACGAUGGGUGCUGCAACAACUAAUUCAGGAAAACUCCUUGCCCACUCUUGUGACUAAAGGAAAUUUGGGAGCAGCACCUGUGGAGAGAAUUCACCGGCUAGUACAGGAAGAAAUGGAUGUCUGCUCUGAAGCUGCUGGGAGAUAUCCAAGCAACUACAAUGCCUGGUCCCAUCGCAUCUGGGUUUUGCAGCACUUGGGAAAGCUGACUGUCAAGGUUCUUCUUGAUGAACUUUCUUCCACUAAGUAUUGGGUGUCCACGCAUGUUUCAGACCAUAGCGGAUUUCAUUACCGCCAGUUCUUACUGAAGUCCUUGAUAGGCAGAACUAUGCCUGACAAUAAUAUAGUAGUACAAAAACAAGUGGUAACUGAGCAAAACCCUAGCCUUCAAAAGGAGGAAGAAAGUGAAGCAGCAGAGGCUGCCUGUGCAGAAGAACAGAGCAUGGAUCUUCCCCGUCAUUUAAAGGAAGAGUUAGAACUCUGCACUGAUUUGAUUGAUACUUACCCAGGGCAUGAAACUUUGUGGUGUCAUAGAAGGCGUGUGUUCUACCUUCAGCACCACCUAAGCAACAAAAUUCCUCUUCUAAAUGUGGUGUUACCAUCUGUGGACAGCAGUGAUGAAACUUUGACUAGUUCACAACCCAGUCCUGCGACCAGUCACAUGGCACAAGCUAUGGAUGUUGAUGGUUUGAAUGAAUCCAGCAGCAAGCAAGGUUAUACCCAAGAAACAAAACGUCUGAAGCGUGCCCCUGUGCAGGACACUCUUGGCCCAGAAAUGGAAUACAGGUUCAUUGACAAAGUUUUAUCAACUUGUAGAGAUGUGGAACAAGUCAGAUUUGCUACUGCGUAUCGAAAAUGGUUAGUUACAUUUUUAGGUCAGUGAAGGAAAAGUUCAAAGCCUGCAGGGUUCUUCUUUUAGUGCAAUAUUCCCUUUUCACACACAAAUGCAUGUCUUGGUUGCAAGUGUUAGCUAACCAUGUAGUUCUCACUCUUUUAAUGGUCAGUGCUAAAGUUCAUAUUCAGAGUAGAUGUCUGUCACUUUAUUAAAGAACUGGCAUACUGUUUUAUUAAGCAUAUAUACUUUGCUAUCUUUAAUCCUUUUAACAAUCAUUCUCUUUCUACUUGUGGCAGCUUCCUAUCAUACUAUUUUCCUAUUUUUUUUUAGCUUCUGUAUUAGGAUGGACUCUGAAUAAUUUGGCUUAAAGAGUUUGAAAUGCUUUUGAAACACGUGUCAGCUUAACCUGUUUCCAGUUUGUUCCUCUUUACUAUAGUAGAUCCUGCUAGUAUCUUACAAAAGCUUAUUGGGUUCAGGCUUUAUUCGAUGAGGGCUAUUACUUUUGUAUUAGUACAGUCUUUGGUAGAAGACCAGACUGCAAUGUUUGUUCUUCCAGUUUCCAUUAACAGUGUUGGAGUCAUGCUUGCUAUUAUUGUUAUUUGGGUUUUUUUGCUUGUUAGUUGUCACAUAAGUUUAAUACAAAAGUCUGUGGAGGUAAAAUUCUUAAAAGCUGAUGCAGGAAAAUGAACUAAUUUUCUUCCUCACACAUGCGUGCACACACAUUCACGGUCAGAACUAUAUUGGAAACAUUUUUCUUUGAACGGAUAUCUUUACAUUCAUUUCCUACUUUGUAUUUAUUUAUUUAUUUUACCUUAACAAUCCAGAGUUAAUGACACUUGAUACACAUUUCUGAAUGUAUUGUGUACACUACAGAAUCGCAGCCUGCUAAAUCACACAUUUCUAAGUUGUACAUGGGCCAAGACUGUGCAAGUCCAAUAGAUGAUAAGGCAAAAAGUAAUUCUGCUGAUUGGUCUUUGAAACUAUACAGUUUAAAAAAGGAGGCAGGAGGGAGCUAUCUCUUCCCUUUUGUUCUUCUACAGGGCUUCCGUUUGGGGUUUUGGAUUUCUCUCUUUUUUUUUUUUUUUUCCUCUUCUUUCAGACAGCACUUCUUCUCCAACCAUACACCUCUGUUUACAUAACUGUAAAUGUUAAGGGAAUCUGAUACACAAAUUUCUAUUCCAGUGGAAUUAAAUAUGAAUGGAUUAUUUUGUAAUUUCCUUAGAACUUACCUAUUUAAGGGACUUUUACACUAAUGGAGUUGUGGUGAUCCAAAGACCCGGUGCAGAAAUAUUGUACAGCUGUAGAAGUUUGUGCAAUGGCAUCAUUACCUCUGUUUAAAACAGAGCAUACUUGCUGAGGGGAUUAGAUAAUCAAGCUAAAGCCUUUGCCAAAAUGCUGUAUGUUUCUCCUGCCGAAAGUGCCUCUUGACUAUAAGUUUCAAGCUGUUGUUUCUGUUGGGCAGAGAGCAACAAUGAGGGAGAAACAAACAGAGGUAGCCCACUCAAAAAGUUACCACUUGAAAAGAAGUGCUUGAAAUACGUGGAAUUCCAGCAAUUCUAAAUAAUUUGGUGGAUAGGAGUUGCUCUUUCCAUUUCAAAAUGAAAAUGGACUACCUCUGGUCUUAGUGUGUUCAUAAACCCAUUUCAGCCACAGAAUAGCUAACAGAGACAUUUCUAAACAUACGUUCUAAUGUUUACAGUUUCUAGAUAAGACUCAAGCAUCUUCAUGGCAAAGCUUUGUCUGUAUGAGCAUCUGUACUUGCCACUUUAUAGCGGGGAUAUACAUGGCUGUCUGUUUUCAGAUGCUCUGGUAUACUUUCUUCAAUGAUUGUUUUAAUUACAGAGCAAUGUAAUCAUGUGGGAAGGUGGUGUCAGAAUAGAAUGAGAGGAUUAUUAGGUUAUAUAAUGUUGUCUCUAUAACCAUUGAAAAAUGAUCAAGAACUUUUAUCCAUACUAGACUGCAGGCUGUUUUCUGUGUACAAAAGACAUAUUAAAAACCAAAUGUAACAGCCUGUCAACUUGGGUAAAGAUAUCCAAUUAAUGACUAGUGUAUACCUGGAAAGUGUGAAGUCAGCUGAUGUUCUUUGUUAUGGAUCAUGUUCUGUUCCUAGGUUACUUAGUAACUUAGUUGUUUUGUUGGUUUACCUUUGCAAAACUUACUUGUUCAUCAGAAAAGUAUUAGAGGAAGGAGCAGACUGGGAAUUGGGGCAGGACAAGAAAUACUGCUUGAACUGUGGAAGGGAAGAAAUGCUCUCUUCUCCUAGCAUUGGAAUGACUGAGAUUUUUAGAGAAACUUGGAAGAAUUACAACAGAAUCUGACUUGAAAUCCAUUAUAUAUUUUCUCUAGACUAUAAUCUGGAAUCUUAGUUGGCUUUCUUAGAACUGUGUCACAGAAAUUCUGUGCUGUCAAAUUUGACAAUCCUUCCAUCAUGAGGACAUAAGAUCAAACUGCUGCCUUCAAAUACAUGUUUGCAGCCCCUGUUGAUUGUCAGCAGGGGUUAUGCAUGCUUGCGUGAAUACAUGAUUUGAUCCUACAUAGCUGAAUAGAGUUGGAUUAUGUUUUCAUACCUGGAAAACAUUCUGAUAAUUCUGAGUAGAGAGAGUGCUAAUAAUUUAUUACAAUUAUAAAACACAGAUGGCUAUAGUAUGACUCCAAAGUGUAGGUUUUUAAAAUCUACAUCUGAUGGAAACGUUCUCCUUUUUUUAUCCGAUGAGAACAGUUACAUUUAAGAAGUAUUUGAGACCACAGUUUGCCACACAGAAAACCAAACGGUAGGGGGAAAAAAAAAGAUACUAGUUGCAACAGGUCAUGUUUUCCAUUUUGAAAGACAUGUAUUUAGUAAAUAGCUUUGAUUUUUUCAUCCUAACAGUAUAAAUGAUACUAAACAUGAAAAUAUAUAGCUAAAUUACUCAAAGCUGUCAGGCCUCUUAUGUGAGGCCUCUUACAUGACAUGAUUGAAGAUAUAUUUCCAGUAGAUUAUAAAAAGCUCAGAAUUGUAUGAUAUCCUGGAACCAUGAGCUUUGUAACAUAAUCUGCUUAACCAUUCAAUAUUUGUUCAGAGCCUCAUUUGGCCACUUUUUUUCCUUCCUUAAAUUAUUUAAAUAGCAGUUUUAAAAAGUAGCUUCAGGGCAUUGGCAAUUAACAUACAUAAAGGUUACUGCGAAAAGCUCCAUAGUGUUAAGUAAUGUAUGUUAGACAUUUCAUGUUUCAGAGAUCAGAGCAUUUUACUUUGGCCCUCUUGUGGAGGAAACAUCCAACUGAAGCUGUAGCGUAGAAGGCUGUUGCUCUCUGAAAUUCCUUCAGACACAAUCAGACUUUGUACAUCUGUAAACAUCUUCAUAAAAAGCUCAGCAUCUUUACUGAUUUUAUCUUUUGCUGUAAUAUGUGCCAUUUAAAUUGAUCCAAACUUUUUAUUCACUGGAUUAGUCUUUGAGCAAUUUCUUUGUGCUAGAAAUACAUUUGUUCCUCAAAUACACUUGUUCCUCAAAAUCUUUUAUUUAACUUGAAACUACUGAAAUGAGAACAGAAAGGAUCAUAUUUUUAAUGUGUUAAAUUCUGUGCUGUUACGUGCAUUAACUAUUACUGCAUUGGCAUUUGGUUUAUCAUCUUGUAUGUUAUAACCACUGGAGCAACAUGUGCAGCCUUAAAAAUAGCUACAAUUACAAACUAAUAUAAAGUUAAUAUUGGAACCCAUCCCUGUAUUUGCUGUGAUUAAUAUUUGUUAAUCUAUUCAUGCUUGCAUAUUGAAGUGUUUUGUUGACUUCUUAUACAUUUUUUAUGCAGUCAACAUCCUUGUGUUGUUUAAUAUGUGGAAAAGUAAAUUUUCAGUUUAUACUGAUUAAUUAAUUAUCUUUUAUAGAACUUGUUUUAAGAGAAAUAAGCAACUUGUUAAUAUAGGGAGAAAGCUUAGAUUGUCUUUUGCAAUCAAAGUUACAGGCAUUUCAAGUUUUGUGUUAGUGCUACCUAAUCAGAAUGUGUAGCUAGACUUUAUGGACAGGAGUAACUUUUUUACUCUAGGUAAUUAAUGAAGUUUUAGAACAGUACUGUAUAAUAAUGAUGAACAGAAACAAAGGGUCUUGAAAAGGCUUGUCUGCAUAGCCAGCUGAGCAAGCAAACCUUUUCAGAAUAAUGUACAGUACAGUGAACACAAUGUGACUACCAGAGAGUAAUUUAACCAACGAGUCUUCAGAGGCUUGAUGAGUGAAUUUUUAGACAAGGGUUUUUCUUCCUAGUUUUGCUUUACCUUCUACAUGACAUGAAUGGUCCUCAGCUUUUUGGAUUUAGUAGAAAGUGAACCUUUGCACUUACAAUGGGGGGAAAAAACUAUUUGGCUGUAUCUUCUACAGAUUUCUACAUAGGCUUUGAAAAAAGCAGUGAAGUGAAAGGUAGAUGUGACUUCUAAAUGCAUGUUUGUCCAGUUCUCUUUUGAUGAUGAGAGUUCUUUACACUUAGAAUUUACUGGGGAGAGAAAGGGGAUAUCACCUAUUCUUAAAUGCACUUAAUAUUCAAGUUAGUUUCAAAGGAAGGCCAGUGUCCUUGUCAAGGAUAAUUUUCCUUUUUUCCCAACAUGUACAGAAGCAUGUUUCCUCCCAAACUUACUGUCUGUUCUUCCAGCCAGCAAAGAAGAAUGUAGCAAAGUGUUGGAGAGGUGGCCUCCUUUAAUAUUUAGAUAACUCUGACUACCUCCUGAAGAGUGCUCUGAUUAAUGUCCUUAAAUGGAGUUCAUGAGACUCAAUUUUUUUGGUACCUCAUAUUAGGUCUAGACCCUCUUUCAGAGGUAAAAAGCAAGAGCUUUAUUUAUGAAGCCAUCUGGUUUGCCCAGAAGAGUUCAAACAAGAAAAAAUAAAGGAAAACCUUCAAGUCAUGGUUAAAGUUGUGAAAACUGUAAUUUGCAUUAACUUUCACUAGGCUUUUCCUCUGAAAAAGCAAUGUAUUGCUGAAAGAUGGAGGAAAUACGUGCUUCCAAGAAAUUCUUUGUAGUCAGUUUAUGCUUUUGGAAAAUUAUAAACCUGACACUUCCCUGUGGCUUUUACUUAGUGUGUAACGUUACUUCUCAGGGCAUAGAUUAUCAUAGUGAAUUAGGGUACAUUUUUAGAGUUUAUAGUCAUUAAUUAAAAAAAAAAAAGCUAAACAUAUAAUAACUGGCUUUUAAGAUUUCUUUUUUUUGUCUAGAAUAGUGUUUUAUAUCUAGCCACUAGCUAAUACUGUACCUAGUUAUCUGCUUUAGACUUUUAUCUGCCACUGGUACUCAUCUUCUCUACACAUAUUUUAUUCUGUAUAUUUAAUUACUGUUGCAGUCUGGCAGAAAGUUCCUAACUGUUGCUGGGUAUCAUCUGAAAUUUCCCUAGUGCCAUUCAGUAGGACAUUUGGUAUCUCAGAAGGUCAUAUGUUGUAAAGCUACAGGAUGGUUUUUUACUCUGUAUCUGUGUUCACACACUAUGUAGCUUAGGAUUUUUUUGGUGGGUUUUUUUGUGUUUUUUUUUUUUAAGUCUUGUUAGGAGUCUGAACACUAGAAUUACAAGAACUUCUAGUUUUCGAUAGCCAGCAUAUGUUUAUGCAUGAAACAAAUAUGCUAAAGAUAGAACUCUUAACUGAAGUCUAGUUUAUUAAGCAUCCUUAUCUGUAGCAUCUGGAAACCACUGUUAAUCCUACAUAUAGGCAGUGAGGGAGGAGGAGGAAAAAGAAUUCACAGCAAACAAGGUGCAUAGUUUGUUCACGUGAUGCUUUCCAAAUAGAAUAUAAUUAUGGUAAAACAAAGAAAUUUUCUUGGAAGACAUCUUCUUGUACGUUCAUUAUGUACCAAUUUCGUAAUUUUGUUCACCAGUAAUAGUCACAUUCCCUAUAUGGCUGUGAUGAAUGAACAGAUGAAUGUUUUUUUAACAUAUAGAUUAUGCUAUUGCCUGUAACUGAAAAAUCACAUAAAUGACAUAAGGUACCAGUAUUUGUUUAUACAAGACAAAAUACAUGUGUAUCUACUGUGAUCAUUACCAUUUGUUUCAGUUCUUUCUUUUUGUAGUGGCUACAUUUAAAACUGGAUAAUCAUCUUGUAAAAGCAUGCAAGAGAAUAGUCGUCUUUAAUUUCACGUAGCAGAAAAUAGGAGAUGUCUUGAAUGGUUUUAAGUAGCACUCUAACCCACAAUAGUGAAGGUCAGCACUACAGUAUUUAUGUAAGCCAUUAAACACUAAUUCUGUAGCAUCAUCAUCUCCAUCAGAGUACUAUUCCAUAUAGGACAAAAUGUUUAUUUUAUCAAGAUACAUGAAAAAGUAUUUAAUUCUCACAUCUUUUAUAUUAGGAAGAAACAGCUCCUUUUAACCAUAGUAAUAUUUUGCAUUUUAUGAAGAAUUCUCAGAUACACAGUUGUGACUAUUGUGAACUUUAUGCAGAUUUCUAGUGCUGAUUAACUAGAUAAAUGGUAAGUUUUGUAGCAGAAAGAAUAAAAUGAUGACAAAACAGUAAGACACUGGAAAGCAGUCCAAUAAAUGACCAGUGUUCUACAGCAUAGUGAAUAUAAAGCAUUAAGUUUGUCUUUCACUGGUUCUACUUUGUUAUAGGAUAAAUUUAUUUCAGAGAAUAUUUUUUGUCAUCAGUAGGCGAACUUAUCUGAGAAGGUAUAAAUGAUCUGUAUUUAUUCUCCCACAACAAGUGUGUGUGUGUAUGUGCAGAUGGAUGGAUGGUAGUAUUGUGUUAAUGUAAUGUUCUGUAAAAGGACAAAAUCUCCCAUAUAUGGCUAUUUUUAUGUAACACUGGUGAUCUAUGAACAGACUUUUUCUGUGGAAGAUGUAUCUGAAGUCUUUGAAUCUGCCUAGAUCACUGCCAAUAUCAGGGUUUGCUGAAAGCAGAGAGAUCUUUUGCUUCCCCUCUGCCGCUCAGUCUGUCUUCAUUCCAUGAUCCUUGGGUAAAUGCUGUUCACCUGCAAGCCAAAUUACUGGUGGCCUACUCUCGGUGUUUGGAGGGUGUGUUUGAGACAGUGAACGAGUUUGUAAGGUCCUACAAGUUUAGCUGGGAGAACUGGGAAGCAUUCAGUCAGUGUCCUCCCUGAAGGAUACCUUUCAAGAGUCCUCCAGGAAGGAACAGGCAGGCACACUAUAGAUGAAGUGCUCUAGCACCUCAGGAGACUAGGAAGAGGAAAGAAUGUAAGACACAAACUAAACUAACUGAAAGUGAUGUUUGAAUGCAAACAUCAAGUAGUCUUUUUGGUACUUUCUCAUUCUCAAUGUUUUUCUCAUGUGGUUCUUUUUAUAAAGAUAGAUGACAUUAAAAGAUUCUUGAAGUUACUCGUCAUCUUGAAUGUGUGCUGUUUCUAAAUUAUUGGGUUUUAAAUUUCUCCCAGAAGGCCUCAGUUUUAUUGGAAAGUUCUAGCACCUUUCCUCUUUUCUGCUAGACAAUGCGGUUCAUUUUGAAUGUCUUAAAAUGAGCACCUGAAAUCACAGGACAUUAAUGAAAAUAUUGUUUGUCAUUUUAAAUGCAAAACUUAAAAAGCAGAGACAUUUUCUGCUUAUAUGGGAAAUAUGGCUUGUUUCAUUUUUAUCUUACUAGCUGCUGGGAUGGAAGGCUGAAAGGAUUUAUAGGAGGCUGUGAGUGGGUAGGUACAAUUUUGGGGUCCAUUAAAUCAGAGAGCUUAGUGUGAGCAAGUAAUAAAUCCUUCCGAGUACUUGUACAAAACAAUUUGCAGGAUCUGGUCAUUAGUUUGUUACCACUUUGUGUGCUUGAUUUUACUUCUGUUAAAAAGUGUGACAGAAUUGCCACCAGAUUCACAUAGGAUCAGGCUCUACUGCAGAAAAGAUGUUAGUCACUACAUGGUAGCUUUGACAUAGUUAGUGUGACAGAUUGUAAGUGACUUCUUUGUCUUAUACAAAUGGUUGUAUUUAUGGCUUCAUGGAAGAAAGCUGGUAGGGUAGUAUUUAUUCAUUAGCACUGUUAUUGAGAAGAGACUGUUAGGAUUGUGGAAUGUUACAGGUUUAAAAAGAUAGCUAGAGAGAAAUAUGAGUACUACCAGAUAUAAACAGGUAGGAAAACUUUUCUUUCUUUCAAUGGAAAAGAUUUUGUACAAUGUACAUGCAUACAAACCAAGGUAAAGCAUGAGAAGUUUGGAAAGUAUUGCAUAUCAAGACAUGAAUGUAGGUUGAUGACUGAGCUUGAUGCCAGAUAUUUAGUGAGAGAUGGUCAGCUUUUAGGUGAUAACUGAUGUAACCUUGAAGGCAGGAAGUCUUAAUAAAUACCAAGUAGCUGAAGUCUUACUGUUCUCAAAGUGUGCUAUAAACAUUUACGGUGCAACAAGAAACUGCACAUUUGUCAUCCUGGUCAUCUCACGAACUUUUAUACCUAGGUAACAGCUAGUUUGCUUUUUAAAUGCAGCUACUUAACGUUGAUUUGAGAUGUUCUAGAAUUAUUUGUUGUCGUCUAGUACUAGCUCAUUUCUUCCACUCCUUUUAAUACUUUUCCAGUGGAACAUGAUUAUAAACCUAGCUUUGCUCUGAAGGGAAGUUGAAAUUCCACCAUAUAAACUGUUCAGCUCUCUGCUGUCUAGUUAGAAACAUAGGAGGGCAUUCUAACAUUGCUUUCUAGUUGUGCACACUGAGUUUUACCUUGUUUAUCUCAAAUAUUUUGUAUUGCAUGUUAAUUAUAUUUUUACAUAUCCUAAUAGUGCAAAAUAUAUUUAAAAAAACAUCCCUUGAGUCCUAACCAUUCUAUGCAGAUGUCUUCCAAAAUUUACAGGUACAAUUUUAGUGGUGGUGGUUGGUAAAUGGAUUUUUUCCACUUAUUUAUCAGCAGACUUGUUUUUAUAUGUAUUAGUGACAGAAUGUACUAAGCACAGCUGUAAGUUAUUGUAUUUCUGUAGAAAAUGGAAAAUAGUGUAAAAUUGUUUUUGUUAAAUGUUAGCAGUUUUUAAAUAAACUUUUCAUCUCCUAAAAAAUCUGUGUGGCAACCUAUUUAACCUAGAGUCCAAAUUCAUUGUUUGUUUACAAACAGAUAUUCUUCUUAAUUAGUGCUGAUCUCCUUUCUGCUGCUUCUUAAAUAGGAACUGCAUCUUCUUGUAUGAACAUAAGGUAGUGUCAGCAGAUUUAGUUCAUGGGCUGUUUAAGCAUCAACAGUUACGAUAUUUUCAGAUGCAUUCCUGCAUGUUUGGUUUGAGCAUAGCUUACACAGGGAUGAAGAACUGUAAUUUUUGCUUUUAAGAAAUUUGGCAUUAUCUAGAGUUGUAAAAUUUUGACAGCUGAAUGAAGUUCACGUUUCUCUAAUGUCCUUGAUUUUCAGCAUCCUGUGUAUUAAAGUGCUUGCUGCUUUUAAAUCUGGAGGGUCAGCUGUAAUAGCUUAUGCCACAUGGACAGCAGUCUUCCUAGGGUUCAUAAAAUUCCCUGUGCUUAUAAUUAUAGAUUGGAUAGAAAACAUAUCACAUCUUAAAAUUAUGAAGCUAGGUAACUGCCUUUUUAUGUUCAAACAAUAUGCUUUGCUUGAUUCAGAUUAAAGAUAGAGAUAAUAUAGAAGUGUGGUACUUUGAUCGCAGCUGAUUCUCUUUAGGACAAAACUUUUGCUGCAUAAAUGUGAAGCUACCUGAUAAGAAUCCUUGCAUUACUCCUAAACUGAACUUGAUAAAAAAUUUCUUAACUUCCUAAUUAUGCAAAUAUAUAUGCAUUAACACCUGGAUCCACAGUGCGAGUUCUUAGAUGUGCGGUUAUGCUUCUCCAGCAACAUUCUAUCUUAUGUAUAAUUUUGAGUUUUCAUUUAUUGAAUAUUAUUAUUUAUCAAAAUCCUAUGUUAAGAUGUCUUUCAUAGAUUAAGGUAAAGCUGCAGUAUAAAUCUUUCCAAUGCUUUGUUUAUCAGGGCAAUCAAUAGUUAAAGAUCUUUCAUUCCAGGUUGUUAUCCACAUAACUCAGAGGUUCACAGUAUCUACAAAAUUACUGAUACUAGCAGAAUGUCUUUUUUUUUUAUUCCACCUAAAGCGUGACUGUAUUAGGUUAUUCUAGUAUAAUAGGUGUAUGUAAAAGCUGCUUUGUAUAAAGUUAAUCAGUUGCAUAUUUUAGAUACUUUAUAGGACAUGACUGGAAUCCUAGGUCCAAUCAUUUUUAAGUUUACUUGCGUGUUUUUUGAAUUGUCUUAUCUUAAUAUCUUGAUCAUCAGAUACAUGUGAAAAGUCAUGGAUGGCAUUAAAAUAAUGUGAUGUG